Molecule: messenger RNA, 1936 nt
Organism: Octopus sinensis (East Asian common octopus)
Lineage: Eukaryota; Metazoa; Mollusca; Cephalopoda; Octopoda; Octopodidae
Product: protein adenylyltransferase FICD
Exons: 3
Coding region: 554-1930 (458 amino acids)
Molecular function (GO): protein binding
Source: RefSeq, a predicted model, not a curated record
UUGCCUUGACAAAAGAAAAAUUUCGUUAUGUAUUUGCUAUACAAAUAAAGGACUACAAUAAGCGUUUCCAUUUCGAAGAAACCUUACGCUUUUCGCCACGCAGAGAACAACGGGAAAAUAUCAGCGUCUAAAUUCGGAUAUACCAAUAUAAAAAAAAUGCGAGAAUGACAUCGCAAAUAUAUCUUAUAUAAUAAUCUUUCAAAUCCCAACCAGUGUCGAAAUCUAAAAAUGCGUAAAUAGGACAUGAAAAGUGAUAGUUACCCCCCUUGACUAUGUGCCGCGGAUGUAAGGAAACCAGUUAAAUAUUGACAAGUUUACAUCAAUUCGGAUUAUCUCAUAAAUAUUUCAGCAAAUUGUUACAAAAGAAACCACUGAAUAUUAAAUCUUUUUACAUAAUUAUCGCUCUGUUAGCAGCUUUUAUUACGAGAUUUAUCCGUUUAUGAAUGUAAGAUUCGAAGCUAAAUAAUAAUAUCUCAACACUUUAAUGCUAUCGUGUCACUUCAGAAGGAAUAUGGCGAAAAUUUCGGCGAACAGGUGACUAACAGCAGAGAAAAUGGUCCAUGAAAAUAAUUGCCCGAUGCUUCAGUCGUCGACUAAGCAAAUCUUUUUGUCCAAAAUAAACUCGGAUAACAUGCCACAGACUUUAUUAGCUUGUGUGUUUCUGGCAGGUGUUGUUUCGGCCGUCCUUAUUGUAUUUGUGUCUUCCUUCUUUGGCGAACUGUCAUACAGUUUGUUUAACACUCGGAAGGAAAUCAGAAAAACUAAUAACGAAAAUCUACACUUCGGUACAUCGAUGAUAUGGCGAGGCCGACAAAAGACUGCUAUGAACCAAGAAGUUAAAAAAGAAGCCUUAACAGCCUUGAAUCUUGCUAUGGAUAUGUUUGCCCAAGGCAAAAAUGAAAAAGCCCUGAAGCUCUUUCAGCAUGCUAUUGCUCUGGAUCCUCUGCAUGCCGAUAUCUUGAAUGAAUACGGAGAGUUCAUAGAAAAACACGAGAAAGAUAUUGUUCUUGCCAAUCACCUCUACAGCAAAGCUUUGAUACUGAGACCUACUCACAGCAAAGCUGUAAUAAACUGCAAGAGGACAAUGCCAAUUGUUGAAGAAAUUGAUCAGACUUGUUUCAAUCGGAUUGACAAAAAGCGAGAUAGAUUGUAUAAAAUUCCUUCCAACCAUCCUGGGAUAAGACGUGCCAAAAAAGAAACUUAUUAUCUUCAUAUUUAUCAUACAAAUGCAAUAGAAGGAAAUACACUGACUCUAGAACAGACUCGGGCAAUUAUUGAAACACGGAUGGCAAUAGGAGGCAAGAGUCUGCAUGAACAAAAUGAAGUUAUUGGUAUUGAUGCUGCCUUAGGGUUUAUGAACAAUAGUUUGUUAGCCAAGGCUGGAAACAUAAAUCUAGAUGAUAUUCUGGAGGUUCACAAGCGAGUGCUUGGCUUUGUUGAUCCUACAGAAGGUGGUCGCCUUCGGCGCUCACAAGUCUUUGUUGGACAUUUUAAGCCACCUCCUUCAAAAGAACUACCAGAACUUAUGAAGGAAUUUAUUUUAUGGUUGAAUUCUGAAGAAGUUUCCAAAAUUCACCCAAUUGAAUAUGCAGCUCUUGCUCACUAUAAGUUAGUCACUAUUCAUCCGUUUUAUGAUGGAAAUGGCAGGACAUCCAGACUUCUCAUGAAUCUCAUACUUAUGCAAGCUGGCUUUCCUCCAGUCUCAAUCAAAGUCGAAGAUCGUUAUCGUUAUUAUGAAACAUUAGAAAUGGCAAAUGAAGGCGAUAUUCGACCGUUCAUACGUUUCAUUGCUGAAUGUACUGAAAGAACUGUUGAUGAAUUUUUGUUAGCCGCUGUCGAACAUUCAUCAAAUGAUACAUUAUCACUGGCUACCAUACCAGAGGUUUCUGAUAGUGACCAAAGACGAAUUGUCAUAAAUAACUACCCCUAGGCUAUC